Messenger RNA from Macadamia integrifolia, 2118 nucleotides. RefSeq names its product protein ACCELERATED CELL DEATH 6-like. The transcript is spliced from 6 exons. Bases 95 to 1954 code for a protein of 619 amino acids. NCBI's taxonomy places the organism in Eukaryota, Viridiplantae, Streptophyta, Magnoliopsida, Proteales, Proteaceae. The record is from RefSeq and is a predicted model, not a curated record. Gene Ontology annotation, molecular function: protein binding.
CCAAGAUUCCCAAAUAAGAUAUUUCUGGGGAAGAAAUCAAGCCAUAGCCUUAAACUUGAAGUAAAAAACAACUCAAAACUCCACAUCUUCAAUCAUGUCUGCAUCAACUUCUUCUGUCAACCAUUUUAGUUAUGGAGAUGUAUACAGAGCAGCAGAAAAUGGAGAGAACCUAAGCAUUCUCCUGAAAUUCUACACAGAAAGACAACAGACAUCACCCAUCAAUAGUAGGGGUGACACAGUCCUCCAUACUCUCAUUCUAAAUCACCACAUAAAGGCUGCCAAUGAGCUACUAAAUUUACAAGUCUUCCAUGGCCUAACUGCAAAAAAUUGCAAAGGAAACACAGUACUACAUGAAGCAGCAAAGGUUGGUGCUCUAGAGAUUGCAAUGUUAUUGAUCCAGAAGGAGGAAAGCCUUAUCUGUGAACCCAAUCUGAUGGGAGAGACACCACUGUACCUGGCCGCAGCUAAUGGACAUACAAAUAUGUUCUGGUACCUAGCAAGAAAUAACUCCCAGGGUCACACUGGAUUGAAAAGAAAUGAUGGCUGUACUGUUCUUCAUGCCGCCGUAAUGGGCGAGUUUUAUGGUCUAGCUUUACAGAUAAUUUAUUGCUACUCAGAUCUUGCUCUUGCUUGUAACAACAAGAGAAUCACAACUCUUCUUCUGCUAUGUGAAUCGUCGUCUUCGUUCAAAAGCCAGACAUUUUACUCGCAGAAUAAUAUAAUCAAGGCCCCGUUCAUUCCGUUGGCAUUUUUGGCAUUAGUAAUCUACUUCUGUAUACCUUCAGAUGCUGCUGUGGAUCCUCCAGAAAUUGAAAAUGGAGAGACUUCAUUGUUGAGAAACAGAAUACAAGGGAUGAUCAGACAAUUAGUUAAUAAAUUUAGAUGGUUUCCAUAUCUUAGAGAAAUUGAUGAUGUGAAGCAAAAGCAUAAAUUGGCACUAGAUCUGGCAAAACUCUUGAUAAGAAAAGAAGUUGAAUAUAUGGAACAGAAUUCACCUACAAGAAAUAUAAUCAAUGACACUCUUAUGUUAGCUGCAAGGUCUGGUAUUGUGGAGGUUAUAGAUGUGAUCCUCAAUGAAUGCCCCAAGUCUAUUGAUUUUCUUGAUGAGAAUGGGAAGAACAUAUUUCAUUUAGCAGCUGAGUAUAGGCAAGUGGGAGUUCUUAAGCUGUUGAAAUCAAGGGGCUUUCUUACAAUUAAGAUGGUUGCGGAUGUCGAUAAUAUGAAGAACACAGCAUUGCAUCUUGCAGCAGAGUAUGCUGAUCAUCAUCAAGAGAAGAAUAUUGAACCAUCGUCACAAAAAAUGUGGCGCGAGAUGUUCUGGUUCAAGCAAAUAAAGGAUGUUUCCCUAGUUCAUCUAUUACAUCUUCAAAAUAGCAAUGGCAAAACAGCAGAUGAGUUAUUCAAUGAUACCCACAAGAGCUUGUUAGAGACGAGCGUGCAGAACGUUAAGGAAGAUUCAGAGAACUCCAUAUUCAUCUCAACCUUAAUUGCAACCAUCAACUUCACUGCAUCAUUUGCUGUUCCUGGUGGUUAUGACCAGGAUUCUGGUCUCCCUAUUUUCUCCAAAACAACAACUUAUUUCUUCUCAUUUUAUAUAUAUGCUUCAGUAGCAUUGUUCUUCUCACUUUUAUCCAUAACUGCCUGCUUGUCCGCUUACCUGUCUCGCUUUCAUAGGAAUGAUUUUUACCUAAUCUUGCCACUCAAAUACCUUGUUGUAGGCAACUCUGUCCUCUUCGCAGUGAACUAUACAGUUUUAGCAUUUGUAUAUGCACUCAUAUCUGUGACAAAUGCCGAAUUUAGAGUCAUAGAACUUGCCUUUGGAAUUUUAGCUGUCAUAGUUGUUAUGGCAGCAGUCAUCCUUAUCUAUGUAGAUAUAAUGUUCCCCUCCUUUUGCUACAUUGUAGAUGUGCUUUUGCACUCUAUUUCUUACCAUUACAAACACAAAUUAAUGUAGCUAGUGGUGUGUUACUUGUUUACAAAUUGAUUUUAUGCUACAAGGGACUUAAUUGAUUUAAAAAUCAUUCUCUUGCAGCCUUUUUUAUUCUUCUUCUUCUUCUUUCCACUCCACCCCCUCCCCCUUUUUUUCUUAUUCUGUUCCUGGUUCUCUUUUUUGUAGUU